AUGGCGACUCCGGACCUCCAAAACAGCUAUGGCCCUGAAAUGGCUCAGGCAGGCCACGACCUUCCUCAGGCCGUGGUAGGUGACGGCCCUGAAGCGGUGUACCCUGGCCAACAGCACCCAGUAGCAUCGGCCUACAGCGAGCAAUACGCAAAGGACAACAACCAAUACAGCAACAGUCCUCCGGGAGCUCCAAUACAACCACAACAGAAGAGGAGAGUCCUCGGUCUGCCUGUUGUGGCAUUUUGGGGCAUUAUUAUAGGAUUGGUGCUCGCCCUGGCGGGGAGGAAGUUCAGCGGCGGUGGAGACGACCAGCAGUGCGAGCGCGGGUGCUGCGACAACAUCUGCCGCAACAGCAACGGCUUCGAGUACAACGGCGAGUAG
Diaporthe amygdali is the source of this 381-nucleotide messenger RNA. RefSeq lists its product as uncharacterized. The record is from RefSeq and is a predicted model, not a curated record. The transcript is spliced from 2 exons. NCBI's taxonomy places the organism in Eukaryota, Fungi, Ascomycota, Sordariomycetes, Diaporthales, Diaporthaceae. Bases 1 to 381 code for a protein of 126 amino acids.